Plasmodium vinckei vinckei is the source of this 2298-nucleotide messenger RNA. Its product is annotated as ubiquitin-like protein, putative. Bases 1 to 2298 code for a protein of 765 amino acids. The transcript has a single exon. NCBI's taxonomy places the organism in Eukaryota, Apicomplexa, Aconoidasida, Haemosporida, Plasmodiidae. Gene Ontology annotation, molecular function: polyubiquitin modification-dependent protein binding. Gene Ontology annotation, biological process: ubiquitin-dependent protein catabolic process. Gene Ontology annotation, cellular component: cytosol. The record is from RefSeq and is a predicted model, not a curated record.
AUGUUAGGACCAUCGAGCGGUAAGGAAUCGCAAGAGAAGAUUAUUGAUUAUGAAAAAAUUAAUCUUAGUGAAUUCAAUUAUGUUAUAAAUAAUUCGGAUCACUCCGAUGAAGAGGAGGAGGAUGAUGAUGAUUAUUAUAUAUCUGACAAUAAUUAUAAAAAUGAUAUAAAAACAGAUAAUACCACCCCAAAUAAUAAUGCAAAAAAUGAAUCUUAUAUGAAUUCAAAAGGGUUUUUUCCAGAUACCAAUGGAAAGGAUAGCACUACUGAUCAUGUAAUUAAACAAACUGAAAAGGAAUCUGGAGAAUGUAAAGAAAAUAAACAGAGCGAUAGUAAAGACAUUGAUGAGACCUCGAGAAUCGAGCCUACCACAUCUACCGAUAAUAAUCAAAAUAAUUUAAUGAAUAGUGAUAUUGUAAAGGAUGAAAAGGGUGGGAAUUCCCAAGGAUAUAACAGAGACCAACCUGAUUUGGAAUCCUAUAUAUAUGUUCGAAUAAAAACAAAUAACUCUAAUAAUAAUGUUUAUAAAUGUAAAAUUGAAAAGAAUAUAACUAUAAAAAAAUUAAAAAAUAGUUUAAAAGAAAUAAUAAAUGAUAAUAAUGAUUAUCGAAUUAUAUAUAGAGGAAGAUUGCUUAAAGAUAUGGAAGUAUUAUCAAAAUAUAAUAUAAUGUUUAAUGAUAUAUUAUAUGCAAUAAAAUUAAAUAAAAAAAGAAAUGAAAAUGAUAUUGCAUUAGAUUCUGGUAUAACAAGUUCACAAUUAAGUACUAUAGGAGAUGAAUAUAAUGAUUUAGGGAAAAUGGGACAGAAUGAUAAUAUUUCAAAAUUAAUUUCAUCAAUGUUUGAUAAUAGUGAUUUUCUUAAAUCAAUAAUGAAUUCAAAUAAACAACUUCAAAAAUUAAGAGAAAAAAAUUCUGAACUAAAUCAUAUGUUAAAUGAUUCACAAACUUUAAAACAAUCUUUUGAAAUGAUUAAAAACCCAUCACUUAUGAAAGAACUUAUGAGAAAUACUGAUCGAGCUAUAAGUAAUAUUGAAGCUAUACCAGGUGGUUUUAAUACAUUAAGAAGAAUGUAUCAUAAUAUACAAGAACCUAUGUAUGCAUCAGUUGAAAUGCCUAAUGAAAAAAAUCAAAACACAAUUAAAGAAUAUGAUUUAAAUUCUUCUUCUCCUCCUACUACAGAAGCAUUUCCAAAUCCAUGGGCUUCUAAAGAAAAUAAUUCACAAAAAAAUAUAAAUAUGGAAAAUAGUUUAAAUAAAUAUUUACUCCCAGAUAGUAAUAUGUUUAAGGAUAAUGAAGAAAUUAUUCCGAUUACUAAAAUGGGAAAUAAAUAUAAGGGAGCCAAGGGUAAGGUACUUCCAAUUAACAAUACAAAUGAAAAAAAUGGAAUUGCUAAUGGGAAAAUCCCAAGUAGUGAUCUUUUUCGAAGCAAUCUUUUUGAUAUGCUAUUAAAAUAUAAAAAUCCUGUAAAUGGAAUUGGAAAUAAUCCAAAUAGUACCGCCCCAAAAAGUUCAUUACCAACAAACAAUAAAAAAAAUAAUGAAACUAAUAAAAAUUCCGAAAAUAAUCCUAUGAACAUUUUUGGAAGUAAUGGGAAUUUUUUUGAUCCUAAUUCUAUGAAUAGCUUACUGGGAAAUAAUUCACAAAUGAAUAGCCCCCUUUUAAAUCCUAACUUAUUUAACAGUUUGAUGGGUCAGCAAUCGAAUAAUGCAAAUGCAAACGCAAACGCAAAUGUAUUGAACAUGUUUAGCCAAAUGAUGUCAAAUUUAAAUAAAAAUAUAAACAUGAAUAAUAAUGGAAAUAAUGCUAAUUUAGGAAAUGAAAUGUUAAAUAGUUUGAAUAUGUUGAAUUUCCAAAAUAAUAGAUUGAAUUCAUUAUUUAAUCAUGGUGUAAAUGUACCGAAUAAACAAGUUAGUAAUAAUGACAAUAAUUCUGCUAGUCCAAUCAUAAAAAAUAUUAAUAUAAAUGAGGAAAAAAAGGAAGAAAAUCCAUCUGAUGAUGUACAAAAUCAUGCAGAACCUCAACAUGCCGAUAAAAGCAGUGAAGUAGACACGAAACAGCAGGAAGAUGGUAACACUGAUUUAAAUAAUGAAGGAAAAGAUAAAGCUACCACUUCUAACAAUUUGAAUAAGCAAGAUGAACAAGAACAUCUUAUUGCAUUAUAUCAAGAACAAUUAACUUCGUUAGAAUUAAUGGGAUUUACAGACACAAACAAAUGCAUAAAAUCACUGGUUGAAGCAAAAGGAAAUAUAGAAAGAGCUAUCGAUUUGCUCUUAAGUGAUAUAAAUGCAAAUAGAAACUAA